GGGAAUAGCACUCCUAUUGCACAGCAGUGUCUCCCAUUCCGGGUUUUACUACCAGCUUGAUCUGCCCCCAUGUGUUUCAGCAACAAGCGCAGUUCAGGGCGAUUAUUUUCCUGUAGGAGUGGAUUGCAAAGGAGGCUUUGUACCGGCCACUCUCACCCCAUUGGUCAGUCCCUGUGCCGUCCCAGCAUGCACCUCUCCACGGCAUGAAUACAGUGCUUGUCCACACUGACGGAGACGCCCCCCCCCUCUCUAUUUCAGGGGCUGCUGCCAGUCUUUCAAACCCAGGGCAAGUGAGCCGCAGAUCUGGGUUUCAGGGAGAAGGACAACGUUUGAUCACAGGAGAGUUUGAAGUGGGGUUUGUUUGGGUUUAGUUUAGUUUUCUAAGCAAGAAGAGACAGUAAGCCAUCGAGGGGUCUGAGCAGGACUUCAUGUGUCUGUUGAGAAGAACCGGAACCAGAACCAGAACCAGAACCUUUAUUUUUGAAUGCGUUUAAAAAUAUCUGCAUUUAUUAUUUUUACGAAUGGAGUUAAUAACGUGCGUUAGGAGGAGCGGGACAGCAUGAUGGAGGAGGAAUAACGAAAGAAAAGAACGAGAAAAGAUAGAAACGAAAGAGGAAGAAGGGAAGGAAGGUGGAAGAGAAAAGAAGAAUUGAAGGAAGAGAAAAGAACAGAAGGAAGGAAGGAAGAGAAAGCAAUGUUAUCUUAGAAGGAGUUAUUUAUUUAUUUAUUUCCUGGGGGUGACCCCUGACCCCUGAGCAUGUUCCUGUACUGGAAGAAGCGAGGAGCGUAUGAGCUGGAGACGGAGCUGGGGGAGCUGGGGGGGUACACCCCUCUUGAGAGGUACUCCUGGGAUUCCAGUCUGCACAUCAGUGAGGACCUGAGCGAUGAGCGGAGCUCUCCUGAUGAGGGGAUUCUGGCCUGUCAGCACCCGGACUGUGUGGAGGGCCGGAGGGCAGUCAGGGUGUGUCACCACCCGGACUGCCAGGCGCUGAACAGCCACACCCCCCUGAACCUGUGUGAGUCAUGUGACUCCCGCUGUCACCGCGAGCAACCUGGAGACAGCAUGCACUACGACAGACACCCCUGCUUCCACCUGCAGCCACAAGGUUCGAUCCUGGAGCGAAACGUGUCGACGCGGUCCUGCCCCACCCGCACCAGCCCCCCCCCUGACCUGGAGGAGGAGGAGGAGGGGGAGGGGGGAGGCGACACUGGCAAGGGGGAUCGCAAAAGCGCAGCUUUGAAGCUGAACAAAAAAAAACCACGACGGAGACACACUGAUGAUCCCAGGAAGGAGUGCUUCACUCUGAAGUUCGACCUGAAUGUGGACAUCGAGUCUGAGAUCGUCCCUGCCAUGAAGAAGAAGACACUCAGGGAGGUUCUGUGCCCUGUGUUCGAGAGGAAGGGGAUUGAGCUGGGGAAGGUGGAUCUGUUCCUUGACCAGUCCAACACGCCGCUGUCUCUUGGGUUCGAGGCGUACAGAUUCGGGGGGCACUACCUCAAGAUCAGAGCCAAGCCCGGGGACGAGGUAAAGGUGGAGAAGGCUGUGAAGGAAUUCCGCUCGCUCAGUCUGCCCAGCAUGAGGGGCUCCUCCGGACCACCCCCCUACAUCGUGUCCCCCGCCAGCGAGACGACAGAGCCGGGACAGCCAGGACGGAGGGACAGCACCGAGGUCAUGGUGAGUGAGACAGUGUGUUACAGUGCAGCACAGUGCAAUGUGAUGCAGCACAGUACAAACUGUGAGAUGCCCGGGUGGACAGAAGAAUAUCACAGCCAAGUGUAAUAAAGCACAGUGAAAGCAUGGGGAAGCACAGAGAGGUCUGGUAAAGCAUAGGGAAGCAUUGUAAA
This is a messenger RNA of Acipenser ruthenus (sterlet), 1845 nucleotides long. RefSeq names its product pleckstrin homology domain-containing family G member 5-like. The coding region runs from base 758 to 1780 and encodes 340 amino acids. The record is from RefSeq and is a predicted model, not a curated record. Gene Ontology annotation, cellular component: plasma membrane; axon; endocytic vesicle. The transcript has 8 exons. Lineage: Eukaryota; Metazoa; Chordata; Actinopteri; Acipenseriformes; Acipenseridae. Gene Ontology annotation, biological process: endothelial cell migration; Rho protein signal transduction.